This is a messenger RNA of Vitrella brassicaformis, 3765 nucleotides long. NCBI's taxonomy places the organism in Eukaryota, Vitrellaceae. The record is from the annotation of a GenBank genome assembly.
CGGACAGAUGAGCGCGGCAACGUGCUUCUACGGCCUCUCUGUGACGGUCCAGAUGCACGGCUUGAAAAGUAGCUGCGCGAGAUGACGGGCGCGUUUUGUCGACACUAGCUGAAGACCCUCUUGUCAAGCAGACUGCGGCACUACAACGGCCUCAGGCCUCUCCAUCCACUCGAAGCAGCGCACCAUGGCAACGGGACAGCCUCGGAUUCGCGUCAGUACCGCUCCCGCGCCGCAACAAGAAGGCGCGUCCCUCCCUGAGCGGCUCUCUGCGGCGUGGGGGUCGCCUGCCGAUGCAUCGCUGGCUACAGUGCAUCAGCUGGGGCUGGAGAUGCCCAUGGGAGGGGUGUAUGAGGAGACCAGCGUGAAUGGCUUUGUUGUUGGAGAUGAUCUGGUCAAGCACCUGAGUCAGGACCUGGAGGCGCUCAACCUGGACAGGGUGUCGUCCUAUGACCAGCCGAGCAGGAAGAUGGCGCGGUUUCGCUCAAGGGUCAGUUCACGAGAGAUCACACACUGUUCACCAUCUGUCUUAUGUGUGUUUUGCUUUCUUGCUUCAGGACAACCCCUUCGCCCACGUGGCUCCCUGGGCGAUGCGGCCGUCAUUCCCUCCCCCUUCCCUCCCCCCUCCCACACAAGCCGCAGACCGGCCACCCCUCCCCCCUCCCCCACACACAGACGCCAACGGUCUGCCCAACGGUCCAGACUCACUGCCGCGCGAGUCCGACCACCCCAUGAUGUCCCCUCCCCCUCUGCUUCGCAACGGCGGGCGGGACAGCGACCUUGACAGUGAUGGUCUGCGGAUGUCGUCGAGCGGUCCGAGCAUCGAGGGCGAGGGGGGCAUUGCUCGAGGGACGACGGGCGGCAGUGGGUCGCUGAAGGGGGUGUCGUCUAUACCAUCGCAGGAACAGCCGCCGCCGGUUGCUGCCGCUGCUGUCGCUGCCGCUGAGCCCGCUCCCCCAGCAGCAGCAGCAGCAGCACCGCUGUACGGGCAGCUUUAUGACAUGUACCAGCAGCAGCCGCCACAGGGCUAUCUGCCAGCUCACCCGUACGGCCCUCCCGUGUAUGCGCCCCUUCCCCAAUAUGUCGGCGGCUACGGCGUCGUGCCACAGAUGGGCGGCAUGGUCUUUCCGCCCCCACCAGUGGCUGACGGCAUCGGUGGUGCUGCUGGUGGUGGUGGUGGUGCUGGAGGUGUUGGUGUUGGUUCAGAGAGUGACGGUAGCGACUCUGAGGAGCGGUUUUAUCAGAUCGUGUCGGAGCCGGUCGAGUCGUACCUGAGGAUGGACGACAUCCCGCCUGACGCGCAGGUGACUGAGUGAGUGGGGAUGCCCAUAAGGCAUGCACUGCACUGACGAAACGGACACAGAGGUAUUAGUUGCCUCUCUCUCUGUAUGUGGACAUCACGUGAUUAGAUCCCUGAGUUUUACGACGGUAUAUCGUUUUCACUGGGAGAGGCCGGCCGCGAGCUGCUGAGGUACUAUAUCAGAGCGUCCGGACAUGGUGAGUGAGCACAGAAACGAGACAGACGCGAGAUGUGAGGCGGACAGAGCAGAGCCAUCGACAAGAGUUCUCUCUCUCUGUGAUGUGAUGUGUGUGUGGAUUGGUUCAUUCAGGCAAGAAGGGCAAGACCCUCCAGAACACCUCCAUCCCCGACCUCCUGCGAAUGGCAUACGAAACGUCAGAAGACGAAAAGACAACAUCAUUUUCAGACACCGAAUCGUCUGCGAUGUUGUAUCUCUCUCUUCAUGUGUGCUGGUUCACUCAGAGGUCUGUGGCGCGUGGCCGUGCGGCUCCACCUCGAGCACAAAGGCGUGGCCCCCAUGACUCCGGCACACGCCGAGAUGCGGAAAUACAAGCAGGACCAGUCCCGCCGCCGUCGCGAGAAGCACAAGGCGGAGCCCACCGAUCCAGUGGAGCUCAUGCGCACGCCAUCAGGCAGACCGACAGUGGCCUAUCGGGACGGAAUGACGCUGCGGCUGGGCGCGGAGGGGCGGCGGGAGCUGCUGCGGCGGUUCCGGGACCUGUAUGAGACGCGCAAGGACUUCUUGACGCGGGUGUUGCAGCAGAACCAGAUCAAGUACUCGGACAUGCGCAAUGCGACACUGGCAAAGGUACGCACCGCAGGUGGGGCGGGACAGACGGGACAGAAGGGUCAGCGGCAAAUGGACGCAUCGCAUCUUCCUCUCCCUCUCCCUCCAUCUCGCUCUCUAUGCGUCUCACAGAUUCUUCGUGUGGCGUACUAUGCUGGGCUGUGGGACGAUGUGGUGGCCAUCCACUUCGACCACCUCAACAGCAAGUCCGCCAAGGACCGUGCCCGCCGCACCGCACGCGAAGGUGGCAACACCAACAGCCCCACCACCACCGCAACCACAAACGACCACCCCCUCCCACAGCCACAAGUGGUGGCUGGCAAGCCCCUCGCGCGCACCGACCAGCCGGCCAUCCCGCAGCUGGGCGACCCCCACCUCCCCCAGCCCCUGCCCCCUCUCGUCCCCAUCAAGCAGGAGCCCCACCGCAGACGCAGGCGGCACACCACCAAGGCAGCUGAGCUCGUGUCGCCACGUGCACCGCUGCCCCUGCCCCUGCCCCCUCCCCUGCAGCAGACGGAUGCCUACGGGCAGAUGGUGGGUGCGGGAGCGGAUGGGGAUUACCUCUUUACGGGUGCGGCUGAGGGCUGGUCUCGGUUUCAGCCGCCGGAAGGGCCGACAUUGGACCAGCCGUAUGGUGGUGGCGGCGCUGCCAAUGGGUGGGGGCACGUGAGUCCGACGAACGGCUAUGCGCCGGUAAUCCCUCAGGCAGUCCCUCCCUACGAGUACCCGCCCCUUCCCCCCUACUUGCAUCCUACAGCGGGUGGUCCCCUGUGCACCUGCCCGGUGCACGGCAACGUCGGUGUGGGUCCAUGGCAUUAUGGAUCGCCACAGCUGCAAUCACAACAGCCACUCUAUCUCCCACCAGCACCACAAGCAGCAGCAGGGGCAGGGGCACACCAGCCGCCAGACGAUGGCCUCCCACCACCACCACCACCAGCCGCAGCAGCACAUGAUGGGAACGAGGAGAACGGUCUGCAGAACCCCCCGCCCCUUGUGUCGUUCGAGUCCAUCGAUCGCAUGAUCGGCCCGAUGCCGUCCAGCCAAGACAACAACGAGGCCAACAACCUCUACGACCCCCUCGGCUCCAACGGCGGCAUGACCAUGGGCAUCGGCGUGGGGCUGGGCAUGGGAAGGAGCGAGAGCAGCAUGGACAGAGGUGUCUUUGGGUCCGGUUUCGGCAGCGGUGAUGGGUUGUCUCGCGGCGUGAGCAUCAAGCGGGAGAGGUCUGCCGGCGGCGGGAUGGGGUUAGGGCUGGACAUGGGUAUGGGCAACGGCAUGGCCAUGGGGGAUCGGUCUGUUGAUGAGGGGGACGGUAUCAAGACCGAGCCCUUCGGGAGGCUGUGAGCGAUAUGUGCGAGGAGGGAGGGGAGGGGACGGGGAGAGGGAGAGGGAGAAGGGGGGUAGUUUGCUCAUUCAUUUCACUUGUACAAUAGUGUUGGUCGUGUCUGGCGCUCGAUAGACGCCAGCCUUUUUCCCAUCAGCCUGCCUGCCUGGGUGUUGGACAUAUAUGUGUGUCUGCAUGGAGUGAUAGCCAGACUGAUAGGAGCAAGCAGAGGAGGUGAUUUGAAGCCCGCAGUGGUCUCAACAUCACCUCCGUGUGCUUAGCCGGUGCAUGAAGAUGCUUUGGUCUCUGCGCAUUUGCGUAACUGGAAUGAAAGGUUGUCGUAACUGAGCAAAUGAG